Messenger RNA from Capra hircus (goat), 2482 nucleotides. RefSeq names its product Lck interacting transmembrane adaptor 1 (gene LIME1). Gene Ontology annotation, biological process: regulation of MAP kinase activity; T cell receptor signaling pathway; regulation of non-canonical NF-kappaB signal transduction. Gene Ontology annotation, molecular function: protein kinase binding. Bases 1600 to 2415 code for a protein of 271 amino acids. The transcript is spliced from 4 exons. Gene Ontology annotation, cellular component: B cell receptor complex. The record is from RefSeq and is a predicted model, not a curated record. Lineage: Eukaryota; Metazoa; Chordata; Mammalia; Artiodactyla; Bovidae.
CUGCUGCCCCUGCCCAAACCCAGAGCCAGGAGCCUCCUUGCUGCUCUCCCAGAUGUGGGUCACAGCCUCAGAUGCCCCCCCCCACAGUGCCUGACACCCACAAAUGAGUGGAGCUGGUGCUGCAGUGGUGGGAGGAGACCUUGGCCAUGCUGGGCCUGGGGUAGCACUGUUAAGGGGGCAGGAGGACCCAGCGAGCUGGGGGUGUUGUGCAUGUCUCCUCACCCGCGCACCUGCCACUUCAUGGGUGGAGGCAGUGCCAACUCGUCCCACCAAGUACCGUCUAGACCCCAGGCGGGGCCACAGCAGGUGGGGGUGGCUGCCGUGGCGGGGAGAUGAGAUGAGGCACACAGGAAGUGAAGUGGGGAGCUGGUGCAGGCGACAAAGGCACUGUGCUUCAAGGUGCCCAAGCUGCCUGCCACCCCAGACGGUGGAGCUGCACUACACCCCGGUCUCGGUGAGUGCUACUCUGGCCUCCAGACGGAGGACCCACACCACGUCCUGGCCUUGGUGAGUGCCCACUCGCUUCCGGCCUGCCAGGGCCCCAAGCUCCUUAGUGCCUUCCUAGGACAGCUGACCGCUGGAGUCUGGGAGGACUGGGCCCUACUAGGUCAGGGCAUUGGGACUUGGGCCCUCUGUUGAGGAAAGCCCACUUGCUGGGCCUGGGCAGACUGGCCCUCACCUCCAGAGACUCCCCACCCCGUAGCUCUGUGCGACUGGACACUUGCUCAGCUCUGCCCCCGAGCAGCUCUGCCAAGACUCCAGGAAGUGGGCAUCCAAUGGUAGCAGCAGUGGGAGGGGAGGGGUGGCGAGCCCAGGGGAGAAGGGGAGUCCAUGUUCAGAGUAGCCCCUCCAGCCUGCUUGACCCCCCAGCUUCCCAGCCCCUGGGGGGCCAGUCUAGUUGAUGGCCAGGAGGCACCAUCUGGAUAGGAGCCAUUCUUGGGCAGGACGUGGCUGUAGGUGAGUCUGUGGCCUCUGGCUUGCCUUCCUGGGGUGUGACUUGGGUCUCAGGUUCAGCCUGUGACCACAGCAGGGCCUUGGUCAGGCCCCAUGCUUAGCCAUCAGUUGGGUCAUCCUUGCCAGCUCAGGUCCUUGUGGGGGCCAGGCAGAGCACACCUCACACCAGCACACCCCCCCCCCCCCCCCGGCAGAGAUGGGAAGGUGGGCGCCAAGGCGUGCCCCCUCGGCCUCCGUAGGAGGGAGGAGCUACCGAGACGGGGGUUUCCUGUGUGCUGAGUCAGCGCACAGCGGGAAAGGGACCUCCUGGCAGCAUGAGACACAGAAGUGGGGCUAUCAGGUGGGUUCCCAGUCCCUCAGCCUCCAGCACCAGUCUUCAGCUUGCAGGCUCGUCCACAUCUUCACAGGAUGAGGCUACAGGGGUCCUCAGUCCCUCCUGCUCUCUGGGUCCUAGGGUGCCUCACGCUGCUCCUCUGGCUGUGGGUGUUGUGCACAGCCUGCAACAGGUAUGUCCAUCUCUGCCUGGCCUGGGUGGGGCCUGGCUCAGCUCUCCAGCCAGAGGGGGCGGGACUCAGGCAGGCCCAGCAUGGCUCUGUACACAUACUUCCUGAUGGGCCUUGGACCGGAGGCUGUCAUCUCUGACCCAUGUCUCUGCCUCCCUGGGCUGAUGAUCCUCUGGCACCCAGGAAGCAGGCACGGAGGCAGCUGUCCAGGCUGCAAGGCAGUGCAAUGCCAGCAGAAGUGUCACUGCUAAGACGACCCCACCACUGCUCCCUCAGCAAGUCAGACACCAGGCUGCAUGAACUGCACCGCAGCCGGCCCUGUAGCAGAGCCCCACGGCCUGCCAGCAUGGAUCUCCUACGUCCACAGUGGCUGGAGGCAUCCAGAGGCAUGACCAGGCCCCCGGCACCCUUCUCACACCAGGAGCUGCCCCUGGCUGCGCCCUCCACUGGCCCAGAGGCCACCUAUUCCAACGUGGGGCUGGCAACAAUCCCCAGGGCCAGGCUGGCAGUUAGCUCUGGGGUGUGGGCAGGGGCACGGCUGACCAGCAGCUAUGCCAGGCCUGGGCCUGAGGCCAGACCUGUGGUAGCUGAGUAUGCUUGUGUCCAGAAGUUCAGGGGAACAGAUCAGGGCCCCCAAGGCCUGGGGCAGGGGAAGGUCGAGGCAACCCCACCCACUCAGGUGGACAUCCUGUAUUCCAGGGUCAACAAACCUAAAAGGAGGGACCCAGGACCUGCCACAGACCAGCCAGACCCCAAAGGUGGGGGAGCAAUUUUGGCUCUGGGGAGUGACCCAGCCUACGAGGUCCUCCCUCUUGGGGGCCUGGCUAUGGACAAGAGCCUCCUGGAAAACGUGUAUGAGAGCAUCCAGGAGAUGGGAGCACCUCUGGAACAUCCGAGCUCCAGCUCCUAUCAGGAAAGGACGUGUGCAGAGCACAGAGACACUUUGCUUCCUGUCUAAGCCUAGGGAGGGGUCUUCAUCGCCUCCCUACCCUGAACACCCAAUUACAGAUGAUCCUUCCUCCAGA